Messenger RNA from Diuraphis noxia (Russian wheat aphid), 745 nucleotides. Its product is annotated as deoxycytidylate deaminase-like. Gene Ontology annotation, molecular function: zinc ion binding; dCMP deaminase activity. Gene Ontology annotation, cellular component: cytoplasm. Lineage: Eukaryota; Metazoa; Arthropoda; Insecta; Hemiptera; Aphididae. The record is from RefSeq and is a predicted model, not a curated record.
AUACCAAAAUUGCUGAUUGAACCUAAUAUGGAACAUCAAAUUAAUGUCAAUGAAUCUAAAGUCGAAAUUUACUCAAUUAAUGAAACAACACAAUACUAUGAUAAUGUUAAAACCGAAAAUACUAGUGUUGAAACAGACACUUCAAAUGAGAAGCGAAAAAAUUAUUUAAGCUGGGACGAUUUUUUUAUGGCAACAGCAUUUUUGGUUGCUAAACGUAGUAAAGAUCCAGUUACUCAAGUUGGUGCUUGUAUUGUUACUCCAGACAAAAAAAUUGUAGGUACAGGGUAUAAUGGAAUGCCAAUUGGAUGUAAUGAUGAUGACUUUCCAUGGGGUAAAAAUAAUCCAUCAAAGUUAGAAAACAAAUAUUUCUAUGUAUGCCAUGCUGAAAUGAAUGCUGUCUUAAAUAAAAAUUCUAUGGAUCUACGUAAUUGUACCAUUUAUGUUGCACUUUUCCCAUGUAAUGAAUGUGCAAAAAUAAUUAUCCAAUCAGGUAUUAAAGAAGUAGUGUAUUUGUCAGAUAAAUAUAGCUUUAAACCAGAAAUGGUUGCCUCUAAAAGAAUGUUUAAAGCGUCAGGUGUAUCUGUCAGACAACACACUCCAUCUAAACAGCAUCUUGUACUUGAUUUUUMAGAAAUUAAUUCAAAUAUGACACAAAUGCCUAGCACUCCUGACAAAUCAAAUUCUAAAUAAUUGUAUUUAAACUAUGUAACAAAAUUUGACUAAAUUAAUUUUUGGUUACUUUUUA